AUGCGGGAGUUGGAGCAGGUGGUAGGAAUCGAGAUGGCUGCUGAGCAGGAUACUGGGCCUCUCCCUGUAAGCAACGUCAGCUAUGAAGCCGAGUCGCCGUUCACAUGUAGUUACCCUCUGGUCCGACGUCAGGGACUGAACGUCGUAGGUACCCUGAAGUGUCGUAUCCUUUCGGCUUUCUUGGUGACCGAAAACGCCGUUUUCUUCGCCCUGCUGAUGGGCGCCCUUGCUGAAUCUGGCCCAAGAUACAGUCCUCCCGCCCCUUCCUAUCACGCCCCUGCACCAGCUCCCUCGGGGCCAGCACAGUACGACUUCAAUUAUGCUGUGCAAGAUAACAUCGGAAACGACUUCGGUCACCAAGAAAGCCGAAAUGGAUACGACACUCAGGGUACCUACUACGUUCAGCUCCCUGACGGUCGUCUCCAGAGGGUAACCUACAGUGUGAACGGCAACUCCGGCUUUAUAGCUGAUGUUGCUUACCAGGGAGAGGCCCAGUAUCCUGCUCAGCAGCCAUCUCGAUCCUACCAACCUGCUCCCACUCCCGCAUAUGGCUAACUGUUACGAACGUUUAUAGUUGAUGCUAAAUUCUAUGUGCAGUUUUGAAAAUAAGAUAACCUUAAAACAUUCACUUUCAUUUAGUAGUCACUUACUGAUGUAAAAGUUAUUUUUCAACAAAAAAAAAAAGAAAAAAGAUAGAGAAAAAGGAAAUGGAGAAGAAGAAAAAAACAAAAUACAUACAAGGUGUAUAUUUAUUUACCUUAAUGGUAGUGCUUUUUUCUUUUUUUUAAGCAAACGGACAUACACAGACAGUUGCACAUAUAUGCAUACAUAUCCACAAAAUAUGUGACUUUCCAGUUUACAUGUAUAUCCAUGUAUGUGUACAAACACACACAUAUAUAUUUAUAUUAUAUAUGCAUAUGUUUAUA
Molecule: messenger RNA, 926 nt
Organism: Penaeus monodon (black tiger shrimp)
Lineage: Eukaryota; Metazoa; Arthropoda; Malacostraca; Decapoda; Penaeidae
Product: cuticle protein 19.8-like
Exons: 3
Coding region: 1-555 (184 amino acids)
Cellular component (GO): extracellular matrix
Source: RefSeq, a predicted model, not a curated record